Messenger RNA from Sphaeroforma arctica JP610, 2009 nucleotides. RefSeq lists its product as hypothetical. The coding region runs from base 212 to 1657 and encodes 481 amino acids. The record is from RefSeq and is a predicted model, not a curated record. Lineage: Eukaryota; Ichthyosporea; Ichthyophonida. The transcript has a single exon. Gene Ontology annotation, biological process: protein dephosphorylation. Gene Ontology annotation, molecular function: protein serine/threonine phosphatase activity; cation binding.
GAACAAUUUUCUUCCCAGAAAGGUUUUAAAUUACAUAAUAAUAGUGUAUAGUGCAACUGUGGAGAAUACACUUCAGUAUAGAAACACUACGGCUAUUUACAGUGUACUACAAACUGCUUCUCAUAUAUGCGUAAGAUAAGGCGUGACAUUUGAAAUAGAACACAAUAAUCAUAGUGUAGCCGAUACAUUCAAGAUACAACUGAGUGUAACCAUGGCAGUUUUGGUUGCUCAGGAGCGUGUUAUAAGCACAACAGUUGAUAAUUUUGUCGGAGGUGUUCAAUUCUCUAAAAGAGAUGAUACUAUUACAUACAGCAAAGGCCACAAACCCAUGCCAACUCUCAGGCAAGGCGUGCAAGUUGGAAAUGACCUAGAAUCUGAUGAUAUACCAACUGAUCAUUCGGAUACGGAAGCGGAGGUACAUGAAGAUGAAUUGUACGCGAGUAUGAACACGGACCAUGAUACAAUAGGUCAGUCAGAGGCCCGGGAUGUGUCUACAGGAUGGAUUACACAUCAAGGUACAACCCAUAUUCAAAAUGAAGACAGGGUGGUUGCGAAGCAUUUGGUAUUAAAUAGUGGUAUGAACGUCUCGAUACUUGGCGUCUUUGACGGACAUGGAGGUGAUCACGCUUCUGAGUUCGCUUCAAACAAAACAGUGGAAUCGAUAGAAAAACAGUUGAAGUAUGCCGAGGAGCGUCAAAUGGAGCUGACACACUCAGUAUUCGCUAGGAUACUUCACGAUGCUUUUUUUAUGGUUGACAAGGAAUAUAAUACGGCCAACCCUCUGGCCGAAGCAGGUACUUGCGCUCUCAUAGUAGUUGUGGCUGACAACGUAGUGUAUUCGUCCAACACGGGUGACUGUGAAGCUUUCCUUGUGGCGUUUCCGCAGCAGAGCGCAUCAGACUCUGGCUCAAAAGAUUUAGGUCCCAAGCCGUCGUCUGUGACAUCUGAGGACGAACUGACACUACAACCAGAAGUACCGAGCACCAAAACAAACAGGUCGGUUAGACGUUUGAGUCCAAGCAAAUUUGGUUUGCUCUCAUCUAGUCACGAAUCGAAAAGUCAACUGCAAAGUGAAAGUCCCAAGGGGCUCUCAAAGUCGUCUUCAACCUCAUCUUUGAAAGGAAUGUUGAAAGCAGCCAGGCGUAUUUCGAAGGGCAGUAUAAUGAAGUCUACCAGUAAAUCUGUGGCCUUAACUCCGUCAACUUGUGAAGCGCUUACGGCGCCUCACAACACGAGUAAUCCUAAAGAGGUGGAACGUGUCCUAGCCGCUGGUGGAAGAAUAGAGAACAAUCGCGUCGGUGGGUCACUUUUACCCACGCGUGCAUUAGGUGAUGGGUUUGUCAAAAACAUGGUGUUGGGCGUCAUAGCGGAACCCGAGGUGAGACAGUUUCAAUUAACACCCGGCACCGAUGUGUUCUUAAUAUUGGGUACGGAUGGUCUAUGGGAUUUCACAUCGAAACAUCAGGCUUUCUCAGCUCUCAAUAGUGUUCGCAAGUGCAAAGGAACUCAACCUAAAGAUGUGCCUACCAAGCUGGCUCAAAAUCUUAAGGAUCAUUCUUUGACUUCUGGCCGUCCCAAUAAUGAUGACGUCUCUGUACUUGUUGCUUACGUGCCCGUACUUGACCUCGGAACCUCUAGAAGUUAUUCAAUUAUAUAGGGAAAGACUCUCAGCCAGAGUUCUAAAAGAAAAAAAUGUCGCCCGCUGACCCCAAAUGCAAUUGAUAGUACUGACGAGAACUCGGCUAAUAUCUCAGGCGAGCACUCUUUUAAAUCCAUUAACAUCUGUGAUGACAAGACAACUACAUUGUGGUUUUUACAUAUAGCAGCAAUUCAGUAGGAGCGAGUAGCGACUCGACCGUUCAUGCAUCUGGUCUUGAUUAAAGAAUUUGAAGUACCACUAUCAUUGGCACGUACUAUCUGUCUACAUAUUUGAAUUACAUCGGCCCAAAAAUAAGCUAAACUUUACGUCACGAGAGAAUACACAUUAAAUAAAUCCAUUGUCUCCUGAA